This is a messenger RNA of Oryzias melastigma (Indian medaka), 3088 nucleotides long. RefSeq names its product peroxisome proliferator-activated receptor gamma coactivator-related protein 1. Lineage: Eukaryota; Metazoa; Chordata; Actinopteri; Beloniformes; Adrianichthyidae. Bases 86 to 2854 code for a protein of 922 amino acids. Gene Ontology annotation, cellular component: nucleus. Gene Ontology annotation, biological process: positive regulation of transcription by RNA polymerase II. The transcript is spliced from 11 exons. The record is from RefSeq and is a predicted model, not a curated record. Gene Ontology annotation, molecular function: transcription factor binding; RNA binding.
GAUCACAGACCAGCUCCGCGUGCGGUUCCCGCCGGUGACCACGUGCAGUAUCCGGCCUGCGCGAGCGCCACGAGGGGGGAACAAGAUGGCGGCACAGUGGAUCGGCAGAGGUGGUGAUUUAAUUCCCGCUACGGUUGCAUUUACGGGACAAGACCCCUUUGAGCAGGCGGUCCUGGGUGGAGGAGAUGUGGAGGCUGCAGACACCUCCUCCGGUGUGGAUCGCUCCAUCCUGGCCAUCUUUGAUGACUCUGCAGCUCCGGAGAGUAAGACAGAAUCAGAGGAAGAGAUGCUGCUGUCGGCUCUGACGGAGAUGCUGGGCUGCGAGGAGGACGAGGAGGCCGCCGCUCUGUCGCCCUUUGACACCCUGCCCGACUCGGAGCUGCUGUCGCAGCCCGACCGUUGCUCUGUGAAGAGAACAUCUGCUCACAGAAUCAGACGGAGAAUCAAAACCUCAAACCUGAAGCUGCAGACGAAGUCUGACAGAAACAAGAGCAAAACGCAGAAGAAGUUCAGAAAACAAAACCAGCUCUGCCCUGAAAGUAUAGAAGCAAAGGCAGAAGUGGAAGUCUUCUCCUCCACCUCUCUCGUUAGUCUGGUGAAGCUCAUGCACCCGUACUGUCUGGAGCUCCGUGUGGAGGAGGAGGAGGAUGGAGCGAGGAAGAGGCAUCCCCUGUUCUCCCGGGAAGAAGUGUGGAAGUUCAAGCAGCCGGCCGAGGAGAGUGACCAGGAGAUCAGCGUUGUAUCUGACGAGGAGGAAGGAGGAGGAGGAGGCAAAGAUCUGCUGUUGAAGAGCAUUCUGGUGAAUGGAACCCCCCCCAGAGCCGCUCCGUCCAGACAGAAGAGGAGGGUGAGCUUUGGACCCGUUCACGUGGCGCUGUUCCACUGGGAGAACGGAGAAGAUGUGGAGGAGUCUGCUCAUCUGAAGAGCUCCCAAAGUCCAGCAGAGCCCCCGCCUGACCCGUCACAAAGCAGCGACCUGCAGCCUGGACAGAGGUCGAGGAAGAGCAGACCUCUGAGUCUGCAGGAGUACAGGCGGCUCCGCAGGGAGGGGCGGCCCCUGCUGGAGAAACAGGGGAACUGCAGCACCAAGUGGCCCACUCUGUCUGAGGCCCCCAAAGAGCUGACCCCCAUCCUGUGCUUCCAGACACACACACAUGUUUGCAGAGCAAAGAACGUACCCCCCCAUCCAGACACCCACCACCUCUAUGAGACCAAACUGACCCCCCAGCCCCGACCCAAAGUUUCUUCUCAGCUCAGUCCUGACGCCAGAGCGGCAGAGAGUCAGAAAUGUCCCGCAAAGAAACCAAAGCUGCUCAGCAGUGAUCCUCCAAACCCCACCCUCAUCCCACUGCAGGCUCCGCCCUCUACAGACCCCCCAUCAGUGCCCAGGGCGGAGCCUAUCAGUCCGCAGGAACAAGAACCAAAGCUCUUCCUGUCAGCGUCAAACAAAGACCAGCUUCAUGUUGCAGGUGAUUGUCCUGAUCCAAAGAGCAGGGGGGAGGACCAGGACCGGCUGGACGGCCCCCUCACCUCUGAAGAGCCACGGCCCCCCCAGAGUGGCUGUAAGGCGCCAAAUUCAGCUGUUGACUCAGGAAUAGAAGCUACAGAUCUGACCAGCCUGCUGCAGCAGUUUGAACAAACACAAGCCAUGGGGGGUGUGGUCUGUGAGUCCAAGCUUCUUCAUGCUGCUCCACCUUCAACCCCCCCCACAGAGGAUCAUCUGAACCCAGACAGCCUUGCGGAGGUGGAGCUCACCUCCAGACUUCUGGAGCCCGGUCAGCCCCCCAGUACUGGAGGGAGUCUGCAGGACCUCCUCAGCUGCAGGAGAGAGGAGGUGCUCUCCACAGAGGUCAUCCGGAGUACCAAGCAGAAAAACGCUGCGUCCAAGUCUAUUCAGAUCAUCGACCCCCGCCCUCUUCGCCCUAAGAAGAAAAGCUGGAGUGCUCCACCCCCCCACAAACCCCCUCCUGUGUUUUUUACCUCUGACCACGAUUACUGCGGGCUCCUGCAUCACCAGUCUGGAUCUUCUCAGUUCACGCUGGUUUCUGACUCCCCCCACGAGCAGUGGGAGGUGCAUAGCUCCAGAGGGGGGUGCAGGACCCACCUGGGUGCAGAUAAGCAUGAAGAACACAUGAGUGCAUGUGGGCUCCCGACUCCGCCCCCCAGCCCCGACAGAGGCAGGAGGAGGCGGCGCUCUCCCAGCUGCAGCUCCCGCUCCUCCUCCUCAUCUUCCUCCUGCAGCUCCCUGUCUCCUGAAAGAACCAGGAUCCACCGCAGACCUCCCAGACUGCAUCACAGGACGCUCCGCUCCAGGUCCAGAUAUCAGUCCAGUUCCAGAUCGCGGUCCAGGUCCAGGUCCAGGUCCCGCUCUCCCUCCCCAGAGAUCUGCCGUUGGAGACACCGAGAUACUCACAGCAGCAGGGAGGCCCAGAGGCUGAGGGGGGAGCUGGACACCAGGAUCCAGAAACUGAGAGCCAUCGAUGAGAGGAGGGUGGUGUACGUCGGACGCAUCCGCAGAAGCAUGACCCCCGGCGAGCUGAGGGAGCGCUUCUCUCAGUUCGGCGAGGUGGAGAGUGUGUCGCUUCACUUCAGAGAGCGAGGCGAUCACUACGGCUUCGUGACCUUCUACAACACGGAGGACGCCUUCGCCGCCAUCGACAACGGCAGCAAGCUCCGCAGGCCGGAUGAGCUGCCGUUCGACAUCUGCUUUGGAGGAAGACGGCAGUUCUGCAGUUCUGACUACUCUGACCUGGAUGCGAGCAGAGAUGCCGACCCGUCCCCCUCCCAGGACCAGUUUGAAGACCUGGACUUUGAUGCUCUGCUCAAACAGGCUCAGGGAGGACUGCAGAGGUAGCAAAGGCUGAGAACGUGCUGAGCGUGACCUCUGACACUCACACGGCGCCUGGAUUUAUGUGGGUUUUGAUGGUGGAAUGCUGAAUGUAAACUUUUUGUUUCUUUGAAUUUGUAUGAAAAACACUUUGGCACUUUCUUAGACAUGCAUUGUACAAAAUGUAAAACACUUAUUGUUAAAAUGUUGUUGCUUUCUGAUCAUUAUACUGUUUCUAAAAAUAAAACUAAAAGAUUUUUA